Dioscorea cayenensis subsp. rotundata (Guinea yam) is the source of this 1384-nucleotide messenger RNA. Its product is annotated as polyadenylate-binding protein 2-like. Lineage: Eukaryota; Viridiplantae; Streptophyta; Magnoliopsida; Dioscoreales; Dioscoreaceae. Bases 16 to 867 code for a protein of 283 amino acids. Gene Ontology annotation, molecular function: RNA binding. The transcript is spliced from 6 exons. The record is from RefSeq and is a predicted model, not a curated record.
UCCUGAAAUGCCCUCAUGUCCAAACUUUGUGGUCAUUUUCAGUCCCAAAACGCCCUCGUGUCGCCCACUCUUCCCGCUAUACACCUCAAACUUACAAAUGAUAAUGCCCAGAAUGCCCCUGCUAUCCGCCGCCCAAAUUUUCCACGCUUCACUAUCGUCAGAUCUCGAUCCCCAAUUUUUCCAGCUCUCGAAGCUGCAGCGAUGGAUCAAGAGCACGAGGUCUAUGGCGCCGAUAUCCCCGCCGACGAGCCCUACAUGGAUGGCGACGAUGACGAUGGCGACGGUGGUGAUCACGAUCCCCAAGAUUCCUCCGGCACCGAGAAUAUUGAGGAUUUGAAGAAGCGAUUGAGGGCCAUCGAGGAGGAGACUGAUGCUCUUCAGGAGAUGCACGACAAGGUCGCCAAAGAAAUGGGCGCCCCUGCCUUUGAUGAAUCUUCAAGUUCUGCUGCAACCCAAGCUGAAAAGGAGGAGGUGGAUUCUCGUUCAAUCUAUGUUGGUAAUGUAGAUUAUGGGUGCACCCCAGAGGAAGUCCAGCAGCAUUUUCAGUCUUGUGGGACAGUUAACAGAGUGACAAUUCUAGCUGAUAAAUUUGGCCAACCUAAGGGAUUUGCCUAUGUGGAAUUUGUUGAAGUUGAUGCUGUUCAGAAUGCUAUCCUACUAAAUGAAUCAGAAUUGCAUGGACGCCAAUUAAAGGUCUCAGCUAAAAGAACCAAUAUUCCUGGAAUGAAGCAAUAUAGGGGGCGUCGGCCAAAUCCAUACAUGGGUUUUCGAUCACGAAGGCCUUUCAUGCCAGCUCCCUAUCCCUCAUUUGGAUAUGGCAAGGCUCCAAGGUUCAGGAGGCCUAUGCGCUACAGGCCAUAUUUUUGAGAUCUCCAUGUUAUAUGUUUGGCCAUGUCAUGGAAUUAUCCAGCUUAUACACUCUGUUUCACUAAUUGUGUUUCUUAAAAGCUGGACAGAUGUGAGAACAUCGACGCAUUCUCGCAUCACUUGUAUUAUCUUAGUUUUCAUGAUCAAACAGCAUGCAACAAAACCAGCAAACAUCACUGAAUUCACUCUUUUGAACAAUGAGAGAAGACAGGAUUGAGCAUCAAGCCAGAUACAAAAGUUUGGUAAUAAUACAUUGAUGUUUUAGCAACCGGAAGACUGAUGAUUAGUGAUAAUGAUUGUGUAGUUUGAUCAUUUGUUUUGUGAAUUGAGGAUCAAUUGCUCAUCAUGUUUAAGUUAUGCCUACUUAACUACUGAAUCUCCAGAUUAAGGAUCUCAUUCUGUUGUUGUUGUUGUUUGUAUUUAUGCAAAAACUUGGUAGGUUGAAUUGUAACAGUUAUUAAAACUGAUUGGAAGUUUAUUAUGCUAAAGUUUAUGUGAAACUUAAAUAUUUGCUCAA